AUCAACUUGACCAUCAAGACUCUUGAACGUAAACAUUUACCAACACAGAACUUCUGUGCUAUUUGAGUCCAUACAAAGUGCAGCACCAGCAGUGAAGAAACACUUUUCACUUCCUCGCGCAUACAAAAUGGCAGAUAAUUCGCAGUCAAACAACCGCCUGAGCAUGACCUCUGUAAGUGUUUGGUCCCUCCAACUACCUCUCUCCGGAGUGUACCACCCUGGAAAGGAACAGAAGACAAUUCUAACAGUGUAACACUAGACAAACACCGACGACACAUCACUUAAUGCCUCGGCCGAGCUCUCCGUCAAGAUCGAUGAUCUACUGAACCAACUCUCAAACAAGUUCGCCGGCGUUUCAAGUGAGAUAUUCGCAAAGAGUAAGGCCUCCAGGUAGCUAGCUCUAUCACGUCGUGGAAUUCUGCUAAUGGACUAUUCUCGAAAUAGUGGAUGAGAUGUCGCGACGUCUAGAUAACCUCGAGCAAAAUCUUCAAGCAAGUAACGAUCGGCCGGGGAGUAGAGAUGGGAAGAGUAGUCCAACGAAGACGUGAACAUUUCAAGAAGGAUGGCGGGAGGCAGAUACGCGCUUCAACCCCAUAUGUGGAAGGCGUUAACGUUUUUUGGGUCCAUGGGUUGAAAGCUUAGGUAGUUUGCGUUUCACUGGGUUCUACGGGGGUUAAUGGCGUCCUCGAUAAUGAUACCAA
Hymenoscyphus albidus is the source of this 701-nucleotide messenger RNA. NCBI's taxonomy places the organism in Eukaryota, Fungi, Ascomycota, Leotiomycetes, Helotiales, Helotiaceae. The record is from the annotation of a GenBank genome assembly.